UUCCUAUUAGGGGAGCAGAGAGUCACUCUUGGCUACAGGGCACGCCCCCUUGGGUCCUUAGGGAUCUUAACUUGAGACCCGCCGCGCAUGUGAAGGCGUCCGGCCUUCUUUUGUGAGCGAUGCUGGGAAGCUGCAACUUGUUGGGAGCAGCUCUUUUAGGGGAUUCUGGGAUGAUGAUUUCGCUUCUUGAUGUCCAUCCAUCUUCGCAAUUGCAGGCAUGGGUAGCAAGAAACUAAGACGAGUGGGUUUAUCACAAGAGCUGUGUGACCGUCUGAACAGACAUCACAUCAUUACGUGUCAGGACUUUCUGUGUCUUUCCCCACUGGAGCUUAUGAAGAUGACUGGCCUUAGUUAUCAAGGUGUCCAUGACCUUUUGUGUUUGGUCAGCAGAGCUUGUGCCCCACCGAUGCAAACGGCUUAUGAGAUAAAGACACAGAGGUCGGCUGUGCCCUCACCAGCUUUUUUAUCUACGACUCUCUCUGCUUUGGAUGAAGCCCUGCAUGGUGGUGUAGCUUGUGGAUCCCUCACUGAGAUUACAGGUCCACCAGGUUGUGGGAAAACUCAGUUUUGUAUAAUGAUGAGUAUUUUGGCUACAUUACCUAUUGACAUGGGAGGAUUAGAAGGAGCUGUUGUAUACAUUGACACAGAGUCAGCAUUUAGUGCUGAAAGACUGGUUGAGAUGGCAGAGUCUCGUUUUCCCAGAUAUUUUAGCACUGAAGAAAAAUUACUUUUGACAGUCAGUAAAGUUCAUCUUUAUAGGGAACUCAGCUGUGAUGAAGUUCUACAAAGGAUUGAAUCCUUGGAAGAAGAAAUUAUUUCAAAAGGAGUUAAGCUUGUGAUUAUUGACUCUGUUGCUUCUGUGGUAAGAAAGGAGUUUGAUACACAACUUCAGGGCAACAUGAGAGAAAGGAACAAGUUCUUAGCAAGAGAAGCUGCCUCUUUGAAGUAUUUGGCUGAGGAAUUUUCAAUCCCAGUUAUCUUGACGAAUCAAAUUACAACCCAUCUGAGCGGAGCCCUAGCUUCUCAGGCAGACCUGGUGUCUCCAGCUGAUGAUUUGUCCCUGUCUGAAGGCACUUCUGGAUCCAGCUGUAUGACAGCUGCACUAGGAAACACCUGGAGUCACAGUGUGAACACCCGGCUGAUUCUCCAGUACCUUGGUUCAGAGAAAAGACAGAUUCUCGUUGCCAAGUCCCCUCUGGCACCCUUCACCACAUUCGUCUACACCAUCGAGAAGGAAGGCCUGGUUCUUCAAGGCUUCCGUGGAACCUGGCACCCAGCCCAGGGGUCCAGCUCACAGGAGCAGAGAGGAGCUGGUGGCUACCUUGACCGGGCCACAUCCCCGGCACCUCCCCCAGCAGAGACAGCGAAACUGAGGAUUGGAGAAGUUCCUAACUUAUCCAAAACCACACAGCUCCUCGGCUGGGACUCCCUGAGAAACGGUCCCCAGCCCUCAGGAGAGAGGAGCCUGAAGGAGGGAAGCGAGGGGCGGGGUAGUGUCUCCUCCGUGAUGAGCUCCAGAGCCCAGAACAGUCUGCUGCGGACGAGGUCGUGCUGCCCGGAGCGUGUGAGGGCAGAGAGAGCAGAGAGACGGCACGAAAAACACGGCGGGCGGCAGCAGCUGCAGAAGCCCAAGCUUGCUGGUCUUCUUUCCACGGCCUUUUCCUCCAGGCCAGCCUGUUCCACUGGAAAAACAACCUCCCCUGCCUGGGGACUUGGGGCCGGCUGGGCCACCUUCUGGUCUGUCUUCAUUCAGAUCCCAUUUCUCUCCUCCCUGGGAGGUGGGGGAGGGAGUCAGGCUGGGGCGGACAAGGGUGAGGCUGAAGGCUUCAUCUGGCCCCCUUUAAGCCAAGCAAAGAAAAAUAGCCCUUUGCCAAGAUCUUUCAUCUCCGUCAUUUACUCUCGCAGAUGUUUUCUGCAAUAUAAACAAGAAGCAAAGAAUGUUGGGGAGGAGAGGAGGGCGGAGGCGGGUGGGGAGAGGAGAAAGAAGGAAGCGGGGACCGACAGCUUUGAAAUCUGGGCCUGUGGAGGGCAGGAAGCGGGCCUUCGGCGGGGUCCCCUACGGCCCUCAGAGCAUGGGCAACCUGAGGUCACUGCACCGGGCCAAGCGGAGGGUCACGUCCUGGGGUGUCUUUGCAAGGAGGUUCUAGACAAGUGGCCUUUGAGUGGGUGGUCUCCCCAUACAGCCUCCCCGACCCCCCGCCUGGGACCUGACACAUGCAGAGCAGCUGCUGGGGCCCUCUGGGCUCAACCUGGAGCUGGGGCCCCCAGGGUGCACACCUGCCCACCUCGUGCUGCUUGUGAGCUCGGCGAGGUCCUGGGGCAGAGGCGCUCAGCCCGCCACCAGCAAUGCAGUCGGCGAGAGACCGACAAUGGGCGGCGCCACCCUGAUGGGGAUUAUUUGGUUCCACCAAGCGGAGAAAUAAUCCGAUGUCUCUAAAGUCAAACUGCCGUAGGAUUCCUACUGAUGUCAGCAGCUCUUAAACUAAACUCAAAUGCUGCACCGGGGCUCGCAGGGACCCAACGGAGGGAUGUUAGAUGGGCUGCCAGGACCUGGAGAAGGCCUGUCUAAAGCAUGGCAGCCACAGCUUGGGGUCCGCUGAAUAUUUAAGAUAAUUCAAAGUAAAAUUCAAAGUAAAAUCUCUGGCGUUUUUUUAAAAAAUUGUAGUAGUUUAAUCAAAAUAACAACAAAAAUAAACCACCACCCACUGCCAUGAGGCAUGCCUGUGGGCAAUUUGUUGUUGUUUUAAAUAAAGCAUUUCACUUUUUUAAUUAC
This is a messenger RNA of Phacochoerus africanus (Common warthog), 2773 nucleotides long. RefSeq names its product RAD51 paralog B (gene RAD51B). Gene Ontology annotation, biological process: double-strand break repair via homologous recombination. Gene Ontology annotation, cellular component: Rad51B-Rad51C-Rad51D-XRCC2 complex. The coding region runs from base 218 to 2437 and encodes 739 amino acids. The record is from RefSeq and is a predicted model, not a curated record. NCBI's taxonomy places the organism in Eukaryota, Metazoa, Chordata, Mammalia, Artiodactyla, Suidae. Gene Ontology annotation, molecular function: DNA binding; ATP-dependent DNA damage sensor activity; ATP binding. The transcript is spliced from 12 exons.